Molecule: messenger RNA, 3443 nt
Organism: Spinacia oleracea (spinach)
Lineage: Eukaryota; Viridiplantae; Streptophyta; Magnoliopsida; Caryophyllales; Amaranthaceae
Product: extra-large guanine nucleotide-binding protein 1
Exons: 8
Coding region: 394-3150 (918 amino acids)
Biological process (GO): adenylate cyclase-modulating G protein-coupled receptor signaling pathway
Cellular component (GO): cytoplasm; heterotrimeric G-protein complex
Molecular function (GO): guanyl nucleotide binding; G protein-coupled receptor binding; G-protein beta/gamma-subunit complex binding
Source: RefSeq, a predicted model, not a curated record
UUCUCUUUCCUUCACUCUUGACUCCAAGUCCUCCCUCAACUUCCAAGCAGCUUCAAGCUACGCGUUGUUGAAUUUAAGAAACCCCCUUCACCCUUCUGUUUUUUUCACGUAAGUAUUCUACAUUGACUCAUAAUCUACGACUCAAUUAUUUUCUUCUGAUUUUUUUAAUUGUACACACAUUUUUUCUAAUUUUCAUGCUUACUUAAAGCUAAUCAAACCACUUCAGUUCUUGUCAAUGUCAAUCCAAUUCCACAAUUCAAUCAUACCCUCUUCCCUCAAAUUCUCAUAACUAACCAAACAAGGAAAGAAAGAUUGUUUCAUUUUGUUUGUGGGUUUUGGUUAAAAUUUUGAAAAAAGUUAAAUAAUUUGGUGGGAAAGGCUAAGUUAUUAGCUAUGGCGGGGAUUAAGAAAAAGAUCAUGUCAGUUUCAAAAUCAAUGACUGGUACGGAAUUUUUUGAUUAUAAUACAGAUUUUUCAAUUGCUUUGGAAUACACAGGCUCCCCUAUUAGUAAUAGUAUGCUUCUCAAAGUUUUGCCUGUUGAUGUUGAUUGUAUUCCAACUGCUAAGAUUGCUCAAACACCUGCUAUUGUGAAUACUUUAUCAUUGCCUGUAGUUGAACCAAUUGUUAGGAGGAAUAUUAAGGGUAAUAAUGAGGUUAGAUUAGGUUUUAGGGCCGAUAAUUCGAAGAAUAUGGUGACCCCUUUGAAGGAUAGGUUUAGAGAUGAUGUUACUAAUAAUGGGUUGAUUGGAAAUGGGGGUUUGAAAGAUUGGGUUGAGAGUUCAGGUACACUAGGGUUUUCAGAUAGUACAAGGGAUCAUUCACAUGAGUUGUCUGUGAGUUCAGACAUGUUAGAAACCCCAAAUGAUUGUGAUGAAAUUGAGAUUGAGGGUUUCCAGGAUUCAAUGGGUUUGGAUAAGUGGAAUAACUCAAUUGAGCCUGGUUCGAAUACAUCUCAGAAUUUUGGUGGAAUAUUUUGUGAGGAAGAGGAAGCUUCUGAUGGAGAACAUCUAGAGUGUAGGAGGAAGAAGAAGAAAGCUGCUGUUACUUUUGACCAUGAGUCUGAUAUAAGGGUUGUUGAGGAUGAUACAAUAUAUACUGAUGAAGGUGAUAGUAUAUGGGAAAGGCCUGUACCUGAAAAGCCUCCGAAGAAGGGUAUGUGUUAUCAUUGUCAUAGAGGGAGUCGUCUUACUGAGAAAGAAGCUUGUCUUGUUUGUGAUGCUAAGUAUUGUAGUCAUUGCAUUCGAAAAGCAAUGGGAUCGAUGCCACAAGGUAGAAAAUGCCUUACCUGUAACGGUUUUCCUGUUGAUGACUCGAAAAGGAAGAUGCUUGGAAAAAGCUCGCGGUUUUUGAGGGGAUGGUUGGAGAAGGAGGAGGUGAGACAAAUUAUGGAGGCUGAGGUAUCUUGUCCUGAAAAUCAGCUACCUCCUAAGUGCAUUUUGGUAAAUGGCUGCCCACUAAACAGGGAUCAACUGAUGGUGUUGCUCACCUGUACUAAUCCUCCAAGGAAUCUGAAACCGGGAUCUUAUUGGUAUGAUAAAGUCUCUGGUUUCUGGGGAAAGGAAGGGUACGGGCCUCGUCAGAUCAUUACUCCAAAGCUUUCCAUUGGGGGACAGAUGAUGCAAGCCGCUAGCAAUGGAAACACGAAAGUGAUGAUUAAUGGCCGGGAAAUUACUAAAACAGAACGGUUGAUUCUGAAGUCAUGUGGUGUUAGGUGUGAGGGGAAUCCAGACUUUUGGGUGUUGGAUGAUGGAGAUGUUAUAGAAGCAGGAAUGGACAAGAAAAAGGGAAAUAUUUGGGGCAAGAAAAGAACGAAGUUUCUGUGCACUCUCUUAUCAUUGCCUACUCCUGAAUCUCAAAAUCAUAGAGGGCGAUCAAACCGUGCCUCUGAAGGAGUGUUUUCUAGUUAUCUUGAACAAAAAGUGCUAUGCAAAGUGCUUCUAGUUGGCAAUGGUUAUUCAGGGACAAGUACCAUUUUUAAGCAGGCUAGGAUUCUAUAUGAUACACCUUUCUCGGAAGAAGAGCGUCAAAAUAUGAAGUCCAUGAUUCAGAGUAAUCUUUAUGGGUAUCUUGGUAGACUACUCGAGGGACGUGAAAUAUUUGAGGAAGAAAGUUUGUUAGAAAUGAGGAAGAGGCAGUCUGCUGAUCCUGGUCCAUCAGAUUCGACUGGUGAACUAAAAGGUGUAACUGAGUAUACUAUUGAGCAGAAAUUGAAGGGUUUUUCUGAUUGGCUCAUCAAUAUCAUGGUGUCGAGUAACCUGGACGUGAUUUUCCCAGAAGGUACUCGAGAAUAUGCCCAAUUUGUUGAAGAAUUGUGGAGUCAUGCAGCCAUUCAAGCUACAUACAGCAGAAGAAAUGAACUAGAGCUACCUAGGGUUGCUAGUUAUUUCUUAGAUAAGGCAGUUGAAAUUUCCCAAGUGGAUUAUGAGCCUUCUGAUACCGACAUCAUGUAUGCAGAGGGCAUAAAUUCGUCCAAUGGUCUCACUUCUAUGGAGUUCUCCUUUCCUCAACCACCAGAUAAUAGCUACUGUGACCCUGAUAACCAACCAGCAGAUCUUGUUACACGAUACGAGCUAAUUAGAGUGCACGCAAAAAGCCUCGGGGAGAACUGCAAGUGGUUAGAGAUGUUCGAGGACGUUGGGAUUGUUCUAUUUUGUGUAUCCCUAACAGAUUACGACGAAUACGAGGUCGACAGUAAUGGAAAACUUACAAACAAGAUGUUACAGAGCAAGAAACUCUUUGAGAGCAUCAGUAAUCACCCAAAAUACAAGGAUAAGAAUUUCCUUUUGAUCCUAAACAAGUAUGAUCUUUUGGAAGAAAAGAUAGAGCAAGUACCCCUCACACACUGUGAGUGGUUUCAGGACUUCGAUCCAGUUUUCAGCCGCCAUCAAAGCACCAGACGCGAUGGUAAUAACAUAGCCCCUCUGGCUCAACGCGCAUACCACUACAUUGGGGUGAAAUUCAAGAGGCUAUUCAAAACAUUAACUGGUAAAAAGUUGUAUGUUUUUCCAGUUACUGCUCUGGAACAUGAUACUGUUGAUAAUGCUCUUAAGUAUGCGAGGGAGAUUCUUAAAUGGGAGGAAGAUAAGCUGAACAACAGCAGCAUAAAUGAAAUUUCUACAGAGAGUAUUGAGAACAGCUCUUUUUCAUGAAAUCAGGCUGUUUGAUCUGCUGAAGAUUUCACUGAAGUGUAGGUUUUUCCUCGUAUAGUAACGUUCUUUUGUCUAAUGUUUAUGUAUGUAUAUAUACGCACAACGCGUUAAUUGAGCAGUUGAGUAGAGAGAGUUGGAAAUAGAGAUAGGUAUACCGUAUAUGAAAGGAAAUACGUAGUAUAAUACAGUUUGAAUGACUUCUGCAGAGGUGAUUGUAUAAUUUUUUAUAAUGUAUAUUAUACGAAGUACAGUAGCAUCUAAAGGAAAAUAAAUAUUUCUAUACAUUUCGUAUC